ACAACCAAUAGUAACAAACCCAAAAUGGAAUUUCCCCACAUAUCCUCACCUACCAUUGCUCUGCCUUCCCUCUUUGCCCUUCUCUUCUUUCUUUAUGCUCUCUUCACCCUAUGUUCCCCUCGUCGCAACAGAUUACCGCCCCAACCCCGCGGUGCUUGGCCGCUCAUCGGCCACCUCACUUUACUAAGUGGAAAAGAACCAAAUCACACCACGUUGGGAAAAUUGGCCGACGUUUAUGGACCAAUCUUCAUGUUAAGAUCAGGCGCAAACAGAAUCUUGAUUGUGAGCGGCUGGGAAGUCGCUAGGGAAUGCUUUACUGUCAACGACAAAGCAUUUGCCUCCCGCCCCAAGUUUGCAGCCGCGCAACUACUUGGCUAUGACUAUGCCAUGUUUGCGCUGAGCCAAUACGGACCAUACUGGAGCCAUUUGCGUAAAAUAGCCACGCUUGAACUCCUAGCCAACCAUCGACUCGAGAAGUUUAAACACAUCCUAAGAUCAGAGGUUCAAAUCUCCAUCCAGAAAUUACAUCAGUUCUGCAAAUCAAAUAAUGGAGGCAAGAAAGCGUUGAUGGAGAUGGAGACGUGGUUUGGGGAAAUAGCGCUGAAUACCAUAUUCAGGAUGGUGGUCGGAAAACGAUUCACCACUGCUUUUGAAGGUAGCGGCGGAGCAGAGUAUCGGCACGCGUUGGAGGAUUUUUUUAGGUUGUUUACAGCGUUUGUUCCGUCGGAUUUGUUUCCGUUUCUGAAAUGGUUCGACUUCGGAGGUCAUAAGAAGGCCAUGAAGAAGACGGCGAAGGUGUUGGACGAGAUGCUUGAUAAAUGGCUCACAGAGCAUCGCGAGAGGAGAAAUUCCGGCGAAGUGGCGCCGGAAGAGCAGGAUUUCAUGCAUGUUAUGUUGUCUUUUAUAGACAAUGAAGAAUUUCCCGGCUACGAUGCCGACACUGUCAUCAAAUCUACCUGUUUGACUAUGAUAUUGGGGGGAUUUCACACCACCACCACUGAAAUGACUUGGGCUCUUUCUUUACUCCUCAAUCGUGAACAAGCAUACGAGAAGCUUCAAAAGGAAUUAGACCAACAUGUUGGGAGAGACAGGGUAGUGAGAGAAUCCGAUCUGAAAAAUUUAAUAUAUCUCCAAGCUGUUGUGAAAGAAACAUUGCGUAUGUACCCUGCAGCACAACUGUCGGUCCCUCAUGAAUCUAUGGAAGAUUGUAUAGCUGCUGGGUAUCACAUCCCAGCAAAGACACGACUGUGGGUGAAUCUUUAUAGACUUCAAAGAGAUCCAAGUGUUUGGGAGAAUCCUAAUGAAUUUUGUCCUGAGAGGUUUUUGACAACUCAAAAGGAUUUUGAUGUUAAAGGACGAAAUCACCAGUUGAUACCGUUUGGUGCUGGUCGAAGAAUUUGCCCUGCAAUAACUUUUGCCCUCCAAAUUUUGCACUUGUUGUUUGCAAGGCUUCUUCAUGAGUUUGAAAUUGGACGACCAUCUGAAGAGCCACUCAAUAUGGAAGAAAAUGCUGCAUUGAACCUCACUAAAAAAAUCCCUCUUCAAGUUGUCUUAACUCCGCGUCUUUCUACUAAGGUUCAUGAAUGAUUAUGUGAUAAAUCUCGAAAAAAUAAUUUAUAGUUGGGUUGUAUAUUUUUAAUUGCAUAAAAAUGUUUUCAUAUUUUGCAA
Molecule: messenger RNA, 1668 nt
Organism: Cucurbita pepo subsp. pepo (vegetable marrow)
Lineage: Eukaryota; Viridiplantae; Streptophyta; Magnoliopsida; Cucurbitales; Cucurbitaceae
Product: cytochrome P450 CYP82D47-like
Molecular function (GO): heme binding; monooxygenase activity; oxidoreductase activity, acting on paired donors, with incorporation or reduction of molecular oxygen
Source: RefSeq, a predicted model, not a curated record